GUUUGGGUCAUGCAUCCCCAUUUGAAGAAGCUAUGGACUCGAAGACAAAAGAAAGAAAAAGGGAAGUUAUGGACUCACUUUACUGGAAGAGACAAGAUGGGGAAACUGAGGCCCACUCAGAAAUAACUGAUCCAGGUACAUGGAGCUCAUCCAGAAUCCACGUUACGUUUGGUUGUCAUGUCCCCUUCGGCUCCACUUGACUAUGAUGCCAUCCUAUGGAUUGAAUUCCGUUUUCAAAUAGAAAGAGAUGUUUUCAAACAUCCUUGAACUGAGCAUGCAGAGUGAGGGAGGCCUGGUGCUUAUGCACUCACUAAUCUCUGUUAUGACAUGUCUACAUGACUGAGAGGAUCACGCUUCUGGGCUGAGAGAAGGAGGGUUGUCCACGAAUGACACGGAUAACACAGGAGGAGCACCAGACCAAGGCCUUUUCAGAGAAUAGGGAAUGCAAAGGACACUGUCCAGACAAGGUCAGGAUUCAAGACUCAAAAGCAUUUUUAAUGAGUGGAGUAUGGUGAUGCCUUGCCAGUGUGUCUGCAGAUGACUCAAUCUGUGUGCACACACCCAAAUGCACCCACGGUUGCAAAGGGAAACCAUGGAGUUCCACAAACUGGAGAGCUGCUCGUUGUAGAGGAGCAGGUAUUGAGUGCCCAGUGCGUGCCUGACUGCUGCCAAGUUCUCCAUGAGCAUCACUGUUCAUUCUCAUUGCAUCUCUGAUUCUCAAGGUCAUCUGUUUCAUUUUCACUGCUCUCCUACCAGAGGAUUCUGAGAGGCUAAAUGACUUGUCUAAGUUUUCACAGCUAGAGAGUGGCAGAUUUAGGACUGGAACUUCAGACUUCAGAGUUUACACUCAACGAGCAAUAGUUUCCACUAGAGGAAAGACAACAACGCAGGAAAUAAAACUGCUGGGGCUAUGUCUACACACACUAACAAAGGCAAUCGGAGAGAAGCAGGCAAUUAUUCAGAUAAUUCAGAAUAUAACAAUUUUUUUAAAAAAGGUUUGUGGUUAGGUAGCUGGUGUUUCUGGACUGGCUGUACUGGUAGAGCAGAUUCUCAGAGUAGGAGCUUACGGGCAACCACCUCCAGCACUCGGGCCCCCCGCGCCCCCCCCCCCCCAGGUUCAGCUCAGCACCCUUGGGGAACUCUAUUCUUAGUCAACUUACUUCCUGCCACUGGUCAGAGCCUCUGUGGGUGAACUGGGUCUGCGGAACCCCCACCACAGGGAGUCACUGGGGUGUUCUCCCAGGAGGAGGGUGUGCUCCCCACAGCCCAGAGAAUCCAGGCUGCAGCCACUGGGCAGAAAGAGCUGGAGAGAGGGAACUGUGGCGAGAUGCUGCCCAGGGGAGGUUCGCCAGGCAGAGACCCCUCUUUGUUUAGACCCUCCCUCCCAUGGGCAGAUCUAAGACUAGAUUAGAAAUUGGGAAAUAGCCACUAAGUGGUCAAGGCCUAGAGAACAUGAAGGGAAAGGGGAAUCAGGCGAAUGGGAGAUCCGUUAUAAACUUGGAUUCCCCCUUCUUAAGUCUGGGUGCACCCCUGGUGGAAGAAAGCGAACCUGGAGGGAGCAAGGGCUUCUCUUGCAGUUUGUGGGAAGCCCACACUGCCGUUUUCCUGCUCCCAGCAAAGGAGGCCAGGACCUUGGAGGGGUACAGUUAGCUGGGGCAAGUAGGGAUCAGGAAGGGACUUGUGAAGGGUGGGGCAGCGUGGCCCUGGGGUGGUCAGCCAGAGAUGGGAGUGGGAGAUGGAAGGAACAAAAAAAAACGGCCACCACCCAAGUGCCCAGGGUACGGAUUUGUGCCUUAAGUUCAAGUGCAUGCCAGAUGUAUAGCGGAAAUUGAAUCGUGUGUGUGUGUGUGUGUGUGUGUGUGUGUGUGUGUGUGUGUGUGUGUGUGUGUAUGUUUUCCACCUUGGGCUGAGGAUGGGGAGGGCUGAGAACAAGAACUGCGCUCCAAUGUGAGGCACUGUUCGUGGGUGGCGCCCCUGGCCUUCGGGAGGUAGGGGACACACAUCCACCAACCCCGCUCAGUCGGGGUCCCCAAAACCACAAGUGUGUGGAAGUGCCUGGAAGUUGCAGUGAGGUUUUGCCGAACUUCGCAGACUUCUCACCUGAGGCGACCAGCUAAGAUUCAACCUGGCAGGACCGUGGGUCGCUUCUGGAUGUGUUGGGUCGCAGCCAGAUGUUCAAUCGCGCACCUCAGUACCCAAAUCUACUACACUGGGGGCGGUGCAGGAUGUGUGCGCCUACCCUCUUCUCCAGCCCCCGGGCUUAGGGACCCUACCCCAGGGGUAAGAAUGGGGAGGUGGUCCUCCUAGAGAUUCCGUGGCAUGGCGGCAGCCUCCGUGCAGCCGCAGUGCGAGCGGCCUUGCACAGGCGAGCCAAGGGGUCCAGGCUGAAGUUGGGGUUCAGCUUCCAUCGGGUAGGCGGCUUUAGAAGGAGAGCUGAGCGGCAGGCGGCGGUCAGGCAGCCGCUGCGGAGUGGACCUCAACUCUUUCAACAGAUGCCUGGGGGAUGGGGAGCCAAGAGAAGGGGUAUCGAGCCGGGAGUAUAUCCCGCCCCUCCGGCACCCCAGCUCGUGCUACGGCUUUAAAAUCCUGCAGAGUUUGUCAUAGGUUGGCCUCACCACGCAUGCGCAAAGGCAAAGUUGAGUUUUUUUCUUUCUCCCCUCCACCGCCCCCUCCCACCCCCGCCCCUGCUCUUUCCAGCCGCCUUUGGUUCUGCAACUUAAAAAAAAAAAUUUUUUUUUUCUUCUCUGGGAACACGAGGGGAAAGAGGAGUCCGGAGAGAGGGAGGGAGACAGGGAGGCAGUUGGCCAGGAGGGCCGGGGGGUGGGUGGGGGGGACGCGGUCCCUGCGGUCGGUCAGUCUGUCUGCGGGGCGCAGGAUCGCGUGGAAGGCUGCUGCAAGUUCCGAGGCGCCACCUCCGCCGCCCGGAGUCCGGUUCCCUGCGGCCGCUGCCGAGCGAGCUCCUCCCGCCACCGCCGCCGCCACCACCGCCGUGCCCCGACCGCCUGUUCGCUCUCCCGCCCCUCCGGCCCCGGCGCCAAACGAGGAGGUGGGCAUCCACGCCGGCCAUGGACCGCAGGAGCUGAACAGCCGCCGCGGAGCUCCUCGACCUCGCCCCUCUCCAGCCCUACGGCCUCGGUGCCCGCGCGCCUCUUCGCCCUUCGCCCUGGAAAGGCGGGGAAAAGAGGGGGAUUAACUAGAAAGGAGAAAGAAGGGGGUGCGGAGGGGGGAGCCCGUGUCUGCCCUUGGGCAGUCGUGCGUCGUCCCCAGACCCACCGGAGGCAGAACUUUCGGGGACAACUUUUACCCAGUUUGCUCCCCCUUUUUGCCAAACCCUAAAAUGAAAGGACAAAAGUUGGCGCUGACUCUUUCAGCUCGGAUGGCGACUUGUGCGUUUUCAGCGGCAUCUCCCGGAGAAAAACCCAUGCGCGCCUGAUUGUUCUGUGGCCCCCAAGCUGCAGUGCGUGUGGGUGUGUGUGUGUUUGGGUGUGUGUCUGUGUGUGUACCCAGACGUCCACACACUCGCGGCCGCAGGAUCAGCGUCUGGAAGCAGACGUUUCGCCCACAGACUUGGAGAGGAGGAGCUGGAGAUCAGGAGGCGUGAGCCGCCAAGAGUCUGCAGAAUCCGUGGUGUGAAUGAACUGGGGGCACCUGGGCGCACGGAUCUCCUCCCCCACCCCCCGCUCCGGGCCAGAGUUGAGUUGUGGGGCAUUUUUUUUUUCACCCUCUUGUGAAGAAUUUUUUUUUUUUUAUUUGUUGUAAAGUCUUUUGCACAAUCACGCCCACAUUUGGGGUUGGAAAGCCCUAAUUACCGCCGUCGCUGAUGGACGUUGGAGAGGGAGCGCCUCGCUGCGGAGCAGUCGCCUGCGCGCCCUCGCCGGACCCGCGGCUCCCUUGUUGCGCGCCGGCCCGGCCCUGUUCCUGCUGCCGGCAGGCGGACUUCGGCGCCCCCUCGGUUCACGGGCGCUUCCCAGCGCUGCUCCUGCUCAGGCACCCAGACUCGGACGCCAGUGACCGCUUGGGCUCCAAUUUCCUGAGCCUGCCCGACGCGCCCAGGAGGAGCCCUCAGCUCUGUGCCGGAUCGUACCCCCAGCCUUAACCCGGCUGCUCCGCUCGGAUUCUUCGGCUGCCCUCGCUCUGGUGGCGACUUCCUCCCCGCGCCCCCUCCCCCUCGAAAUGAAGAAGUCGAUUGGAAUAUUAAGCCCAGGAGUUGCUUUGGGGACGGCUGGAAGGGCAAUGUCUUCCAAGUUCUUCCUAAUGGCUUUGGCCAUAUUUAUCUCCUUCGCCCAGGUUGUAAUAGAAGCCAAUUCUUGGUGGUCGCUAGGUAUGAAUAACCCUGUUCAGAUGUCAGAAGUAUAUAUCAUAGGAGCGCAGCCUCUCUGCAGCCAACUGGCAGGACUUUCUCAAGGACAGAAGAAACUAUGCCACUUGUAUCAGGACCACAUGCAGUACAUCGGAGAGGGCGCGAAGACGGGCAUCAAAGAAUGCCAGUAUCAGUUCCGGCACCGGAGGUGGAACUGCAGCACCGUGGAUAACACCUCAGUCUUCGGCAGGGUCAUGCAGAUAGGCAGCCGCGAGACGGCCUUCACGUACGCGGUGAGCGCCGCGGGGGUGGUCAACGCCAUGAGCCGCGCCUGCCGCGAGGGCGAGCUGUCCACCUGCGGCUGCAGCCGCGCCGCCCGCCCCAAGGACCUGCCGCGGGACUGGCUGUGGGGCGGCUGCGGCGACAACAUCGACUACGGCUACCGCUUCGCCAAGGAGUUCGUGGACGCACGCGAGCGGGAGCGCAUCCACGCCAAGGGCUCCUACGAGAGCGCGCGCAUCCUCAUGAACCUGCACAACAACGAGGCCGGCCGCAGGACGGUGUACAACCUGGCGGACGUGGCCUGCAAGUGCCACGGGGUGUCGGGCUCCUGCAGCCUCAAGACGUGCUGGCUGCAGCUGGCUGACUUCCGCAAGGUGGGCGACGCCCUGAAGGAGAAGUACGACAGCGCGGCGGCCAUGCGGCUCAACAGCCGGGGCAAGCUGGUGCAGGUCAACAGCCGCUUCAACUCACCCACCACACAGGACCUGGUCUACAUCGACCCCAGCCCCGACUACUGCGUGCGCAACGAGAGCACUGGCUCGCUAGGCACGCAGGGCCGCCUGUGCAACAAGACGUCCGAGGGCAUGGACGGCUGUGAGCUCAUGUGCUGCGGCCGCGGCUACGACCAGUUCAAGACCGUGCAGACUGAGCGCUGCCACUGCAAGUUCCACUGGUGCUGCUACGUCAAGUGCAAGAAGUGCACGGAGAUCGUGGACCAGUUCGUGUGCAAAUAGCGGGCGCCCCGCCGCCUGCCUGUCACCCAGCCCCACUCCCAGGACCUACUUAUUUAUAGAAAGUACAGUGAUUCUGUUGUUGUUUUUUUAAUAUUGUUUUAUUUUUCAUCCCCAAGAAUUGCAGCCGGAACCAUUUUUUUUUUCUGUUCCCAUCUGAGAACUCUGUGGUUUAUUAUUAAUAUUAUAAUUAUUAUUUGGCAAUAAUGGGGGGUGGGAACCAAGAAAGUAUUUAUUUUGUGGAUCUUUGAAAAGGUAAGACAAGACUUCUUUUGAUGGUAUAUAGGAUGAGGGGGAAUGACACAUGCCCUAACUUAGAUGUGUGCACAUCUGGAAGAUCAAGGAAAUAUUAGGUUUUCUUUGUCUCAACUAUGGGGUCAUAUGGGACAGGUAGUGAACGGCUGCAAGAGGGUGGUACAGAUCUAUGUGCGACUUAGCUCCUGUGGCCAAAAGGAAAUCAGCGCUCUGGUGAAAGCUGAAAGGUCUUGAGAAACAAACAAAACAAUGAGACCCCCACCCCCGCCUGCUUUCCCAGGGCUGCCAGCCUGAAACAUUUCCAAAAUGGUAUUUAAAGUCUAAGAGCAAAAUACUCAUAUCCCUUAAAGAAAAAAGGUUUAUCACGUAUCGCACCGUUCUCAAACAUGCCAUCUGCAGAUGGUCCAUUCUAAUAGCUACUGAAACUUGGGGAGCAGGGAGGGAAGCCCCAGAGAUUAAAAAAAAAAAACAACUUAAACUCCUUAUGUUAAGUCAGUGAUUUGAAGCUGUUGUGGGAAUUAGGUUAUCCACUUGGAAAAGGAUCCUCCAGUGAUUCUGGGUACUAGACAUUUUGUUUGGAGAAGGGCAAGGGAGGUUGGCUUGACUAUAAAGGAAAAUAUACUGUAAUUUUCUUUCGGAUACUUGGUUAAUAAAUGAUAAUGAAAAUAAUAAAUGAAUUCCACUCACAGACCCUUAGCCUGAACCACAAGGUAAUUGCAUACAGUUCAGCACUGCACCAGAGCAGAAAACCUAUUUGAGGGGAAAAAGUGACAUCCGCCCUCCCUACUUGACCCCGAGCCCUCUCCCAUUCCUCCAUGCCUUGCUGCGCUGUGAUGCGGCCACGUACUGGGUCCCCUCUCAUUGUAGGACAGGAAAUGAAACAUGAGGAGCUCCGCUUGGGAAACAGCUACUUAGGGAUUUUUUUUUCCCCUAAAACUUUUAUUUUGAGGAGCAGUAGUUUCCUAUGUUUUAAUGACAUUACUUUGCGAAUGGACUUCACAGAGGUGUGGCAGCCAUUUCCCUGUUAUGAUCCUGUGUUUAGACUCUCCACUCACGCUUUCCUGGUACCCUGCAGGCAUACCUUAGAACUGUUCCUAGUGGACUUGAACAGUUGCAUUUAUAAGGGGGGAAAUGUGGUUUAAUGGUGCCUAAUAUCUCAGUCUCUUGUACAUAACAUAUAUAUAUAUAUACAUAUAUAUAUAAAUACAAAUAUAAUUAUAUCUCAGUGCAGCAAGUGAUUUAGAUUUACAGUUUACUCUGGGGUUAUUUUUUGGGCUAGAGCCUCGUUGUCCUCCAUUGCAAUCCAGUUGGGAUUUUUUCAAAAUGGCUUCUGAGUUGAGCUUGGGCUGUGGCCCUGAUGCCAUCACACCCUGAGCAUCACGAAGCAGCCUUGUUUCUAAGGAAUCUGGAACGUCUCACUCAUAUGCAUGUUGGUUUGCAGAUUUCUUUUAUCUUCCCUGCCCCGUCCCCUGUUGUCCAGCCUCCUGCUCUGUACCCUUCUGGAGAGGCAUUACUUAUUCAUCACGGACAUGGGAACGAAGAGAUAUUCAACACUCAGAAGCAAUGUCAGCAUUUCUCUUUCCUGCGUUCAUUUUGCAGAGUGGAAGCUGGUGCCUGUGCGAUCUGAUAGUACCUAUUUGAGUCCCUAAGGAAAAUCCAGCUCACGACAUAUAUAGCUAGUUAAAACAUUUUUUAAAAACCAGGACACCUCUUUCCAAAGAGUGCCAUCAAAUGCGUGCCUAUCUCAGACUUGUGCUGUUUUAACAGUUUGGAAAGAUACAUCUCCUGCAGCCCUCACAGGCGUGGUGGCCCGCAGCUCCCCUCAGCCACCUGUGGCUCUUAACUUAUUGCGCCAUGAUAUUCACUCCCUGCCCCCUGCCCCGCCCCAGUUACAGUGAAUUGCAAGCAAAGAUCUUGAAAGUAAAAAAAGCACUAAUUAGUUUAAAAUGUCACUUUUUUGGUUUUUAUUAUUCAAAAACCAUGAAGUAAUUUUUUUAUUUGCUAAACCAGAUUUUGUUCCUUUUUAGUGAUUCAUGUUUAUGAAGAGAGUUGAGUUUAACAAUCCUAGGUUUUAAAAGAAACUAUUUAAUGUAAAAUAGUCUACUUGUCAUUCAGAUAUUAUGUAUAUCUUCUAUGGCCUUUAUUCUGUACUUUUAAUGUACAUAUUUCUGCCUCGCGUGAUUUGUAUAUUUCACUGGUUCAAAAAACAAACAUGGAAAGGCUUAUGCCAAAUGGAAGAUAGAAUAUAAAAUAAAACGUUACUUGUAUAUUGGUAAGUGGUUUCAAUUGUCCUUCAGAUACUUCAUGUGGAGAUUUUUGGAGGAAACAUGAGGGAUAGUUUAGGGGUGACUACAUGUCAGAAUAAUAGAAGAGUGGAGAAUUUUACCAAAACCAAACUAUUUGGGAGCUUCAAAAGAUUUCUAUAUGUAACGGAACAAAAGGGGAAUUCUCUUUUCCUAUAUGUGUUCUUCGAAAAAAGAAAUCAAGCAGAUGGCUUAAAGCUGGUUAUAGGAUUGCUCACAUUCUUUGAGCAUUAUGCAUGUAACUUAAUUGUUUUAAAGCGUGUUACUCUUGUAACAUCUCAGAGAAGAACUGAAAAGGCACAUGCUUUUAUCCAUGACCAGAAUUUUAGUCCAAAAAAAAGUGUAUUUGUGUUCACCACUGCAGCUAGUGCGCCACUCUAUUUGAAGUUACUGUGGAUGGAGUGUCUCUUUGCCCCUUGGAAAGUAGUUUUAUGAAAAGCAAGCCUCAAUCUGUAGAGAAUGAAGGAAACUGAAGGUCCGUUGUGUUAAGUGCAAUUAAUAUGAGCCCUUGUGCUUCUCGAAAAUGCACAGCGAAGUCUGGCCCGCGACGCACAGAUUGAUAUGUUAGCCCCUUGCUUUUUUUCUUUCCGGAUAACCUUGUAACAUAUUGAAACCUUUUAAGGAUACCAAGAAUGCAUUAUUCCACAAAAAAACAGUAGACCAACAUAUAGAGUGUUUAAAAUAGCAUUUCUGGGCAAAUUCAAACGCUUGUGGUUCUAGGACUCACAUCUGUUUCAGUUUUUCCUCAGUUGUAUAUUGACCAGUGUUCUUUAUUGCAAAAACAUAUACUCAAUUUAGGAGCGUCAGCAUAUUUUUUUCUUCUCAUCCUGGAGUGUAUUCAAGAUCUUCCCAAUACAGGAAAAUUAACAAAAAAAUUUAUAUACAGGCAGCAGCGAACAGAGCUAUGUUCAAAAUGGUAAUUAUGGGCUUAAGUAAAAGGAAGACUGUUUUCAGCUUUAGUCCAGUAUAUCUGUUCCGUUUUUCGAGCUGCUGACCUCCUGAGACCGGCACUGUCUGUGUUUCCGUAGCCCACGCAACCCCUUUGCGCAUUCGAUUUGCCAAUACAAUUUUCAAUUUGUUUUUGCAAGACAUCAUUCAAGCCACCAGAAUUAUCAAAGAUGACACUGUAGCAGGAGAAGUACUCCAAAUAAGAGACUGUCACUGGCUGACUCCUAGAGAUCAUUAGCAGAAACAGUCCCCAAAGACUGACUGAUGCAUAAUUUAAAUAGAGACAGCUAGAAAAGGUACUAAUAACUUGAAGGAUAUAUAUGAUGCAGAUACGCACUAAGGCAUAGGUCUAAUAUACUGCAUUAUCACUGUAAAGUAUACUUUUAAAAUAUUUAUUUUUUUAACAAAGUAUUUGUUAGUCUCCCUUGUCUGUGGAAUGGUGAAAGCCAGAUACCAUACUUUGAAAGUAAGAUGAUGAAAUGCAUUCUCAAUACAGGAAAUAUUCAGCAACUAGGAAUUAAAACAGUAAAGAAAUCUAGUUUACCUAUUCACACAGACCUUACAUCUAACUCUGAUGACUGGAUAGUAUUUUAUGUUAGUGAAACAGCAUCUUGUUAGCCAACUUUAAAAAAUGGAUGUGGAAUGAUUAAAGGUCAGUAUGAUUUAAAAAAAACAAAAAAAACAAAAAUGUAUCAAUUUUAAGCUAGAAGAUUUGAUUAACAUGCUGUCUCUGUGUUUCAAAAGCAAAAAAGGAAUAAGAAAAAUUGCAUUUUAGACCAGUUUUACAUGCAGUGUACAAUUUGCUGGGCUAGAAAUGAGAUAAAGAUUAUUUAUUUUUGUUCAU
Molecule: messenger RNA, 9663 nt
Organism: Hippopotamus amphibius kiboko
Lineage: Eukaryota; Metazoa; Chordata; Mammalia; Artiodactyla; Hippopotamidae
Gene: WNT5A
Product: Wnt family member 5A
Exons: 12
Coding region: 4174-5316 (380 amino acids)
Biological process (GO): neuron differentiation; multicellular organism development; cell fate commitment
Cellular component (GO): extracellular region
Molecular function (GO): cytokine activity; frizzled binding
Source: RefSeq, a predicted model, not a curated record